AGCCUCAACGAGCUGUGAGACGAUACGAUAACCUUAAUUUUAUACCUAAUUUUAUUUUAUGAAUGGUUGUUAUAUACAACUUUAAAAUGCUCGCCGUCAGUAGACAUCGAGCAUUUUCUAAAAUAAAACAUAUAGCAAUACGUAGAUAUGCCCAAGUGGCGUUAUCUGAAGAAAAUGAAUAUACAGACACACCGAAUUAUCCUCCAAUCCAGGAUAUGUCGCUACAAGCAAGAAAGUUACGUGGAAGGGAAGAAAUUUAUGAAAAAAUAAAAAAUAUCAGCACUGUUGAGGAGAAACAAAUCGGAUUAAACAUGCCUAAAUAUUAUGGUUGGCCCUGUGUUAUGUUGAAUGAAAAUGUCAUACCAUACAAUGCAAUGCCCCUUGUUCAGUAUUAUACGAGGACUCAUUUCAAGCUCAUCGACAAACUGCCUGAUAUUUACAAUGAGACUUCAGACUUGGCAGAUUCUGUAGUCAAGGAAAUAAAAUCCCAUAUUGAAGAUUGUAUUUUAAUUGAAAAUGAAGGUGUUCAGAGAAAUAUUGACUUAUCAGCAGCAAAAUCUGAAGCACAACAAAAAGAAGAUGCCUUAGCCAAAAAUUUAGUACGGCAAAUCAAUAGAAUUGUUACUAAUAAUAUCACAGAUAAAGUGCCUCAUAUAUUAUCAUCACAGGUUGAUUAUGACCCAAGGGUGGAAGCAUUCUGGUUCAUGGGAGGUACUGAUGUGCCAAAAAAAGUUUACAAUUUUAGGUCCAAGUUUCCUUGGGUCAAAAAUAAAGAUGAACCUAUUGACAGACCAAUUCAAUAUAUAGGAUCACCAAUUUUAACAGUCCGAAAUCAUUUACCAUUGAAACCUUUAGUCCCAUAUAGUGAAGCAGAGAACCCAGAUUUCAAAGUUGAGAAAUUCACGUACGUCCCUGAAAGUGUAGGAUACUUUGUGGAGUUUCGGCAUGGUACAAAUAUACCAGGAUAUUGGCCGGGUGAUCUUGACGAAUUUGGCUUGCUUUCAUACCACAACAGAGGACACAUUUUAUGCAGAAAGGAAUCUUUUGGAGCACAAGACAAUUUAGAAGCAUUGCAUUGUCAAGCAAUGAAAGCCAGCUUUGGUUGGCUUCUUAGUCAAGCUAAUUACCAAGGAUUUACAAGUUAUAACGACAUAACUUAUCCAUUAACAACUCAAACGGUUAUUACUAACGGUCAUCUUAUAUCCCUAUAUGCAUACCAAUUAAACACAAUUGCCAUGAACAUUGAUAAAGUUGAUGAUAAUCCAAAACACAAUAUUUGUUUUGGAACACAACCCAUGAAGCUAUAUGAAAAAAUUGAAGACGGAAAAGUGCAAGGCCUUAAUGAGGAAACCCUGAAAAUGUUGGUUCAAUUCUACUUAAAUGCCCCAGAAGAAAGAGAUCAUGAAAUGAAGCCAUAUCUAGGAAAAGAGGAGCAAUUGAUUUCUGAUAUUGAAGAUGAUAAUAGACGAUGUUGGCUAGAAUCAAGAUAUAAACAUUUAAUGUCUAACAGGCCUAGGCACAAUUUAUUACCAGAAAUUUAUCAUUGGGAGAAGAUAUACAAGAUCCACCAUCAAACUCGUUUCUUUGAGGCAAAAAGAAGACCAUUUGAAUUAGGAAUCAAUCCAUAUAAGAGGCGUUUAGAUGAGCAUCUACCCCCAUAUAUUCCAAAAGUAUUGAGGCCAUAUCCUAAAGCUAGGAAGAAGUUCGAAACAACAUACUAUCCUAAGGUGUAAAAUAAUAGUGUUUUCUAGUGUAGAUAUUUUAAAUAAAUGAUAAUAUAGAUAAUAAA
This is a messenger RNA of Colias croceus (clouded yellow), 1789 nucleotides long. It is a transcript of the gene mRpS30, whose product is annotated as 28S ribosomal protein S30, mitochondrial. The transcript is spliced from 5 exons. Gene Ontology annotation, molecular function: structural constituent of ribosome. Bases 63 to 1733 code for a protein of 556 amino acids. Gene Ontology annotation, biological process: translation. Gene Ontology annotation, cellular component: mitochondrion; mitochondrial large ribosomal subunit; ribosome. The record is from RefSeq and is a predicted model, not a curated record. Lineage: Eukaryota; Metazoa; Arthropoda; Insecta; Lepidoptera; Pieridae.